AUGCACGUACGCGCAAUCAUUCUUGCUGCAGCUAUGAUGCUUCCCGCCAUAGCAGCACCUGUACCAGCACCAGCACCAACCAGCAAUAUCAGUCCAAUACCAGUAGUCGAGCGCCGCAAUGAUUUUUCGAUAGCAAACCUUUUUCGAGAUCUCUUAAAGAGGGAGGCAACAAUCGAGACAGACGCCGUCGAGAUUAGAGGUGCCGAGGCCGGAGGCAUCAAAUUCGGCAGCACUGGUGGCCAUCGACGAGACGCUGAGGCUGAGCCGAUCAAGUUCAGUACCCCC
Alternaria burnsii is the source of this 285-nucleotide messenger RNA. RefSeq lists its product as uncharacterized. The record is from RefSeq and is a predicted model, not a curated record. The annotation marks the transcript as partial. The transcript is spliced from 2 exons. Lineage: Eukaryota; Fungi; Ascomycota; Dothideomycetes; Pleosporales; Pleosporaceae.